GCCGAGGGGUUCAAGAAGGCUGUAGAGAAGCAGAAAAUGGUGGCUUUGUUCGAGGAGCACACGCCCAAGAUCUUCGAGAUGAUUAUUGGCAACGUUCCUGCCGAAAAUAUUGCAAUCCAGAUUGAGUAUGUCUGCGAGAUCAAAGCAAUCGUCCUCGACGAUGGCAAAGAUGUUUUGGGACUCAUAAUCCCAAUGUCACUUGCGCCACGAUAUGGAGCCAUGGUAUACAUACCAUGGACUGCAGACAAAAGCUGAAUCAGAUGGUCUUUCGAUUGAGGUCAGGAUUGAAGACAGAGGCAGGAUCAAGCAAGUGUAUUGCAACCAUCUAGCCGACUUUAUGAAGGAUGCUCCGAUGGACGUUGUCAAAGUCGCCAGUCUCUUUGACCUUAACAAAAACAUUGGGGAGGUCCGUACAACCGUCUCACCAGCCCCAACUUAUACCGUAGUGAAAUACUCCACGGAAACAGCAAUCAUGGACGAAGAUUUCAUCGUGUCCAUCGAAAGCAGUCUGAGCUACCCGGUUCGUGCCCGGGCCACUUUGUCACCGCCAAAUGAAGAUGGCCUGGCAGCUCUCAUGAUCAACCUGAAGCCUGCAGAAGUGUUCGAGGAUGCCAGUCAUCUGGAAAGUUUCGAUGGGGAGAUCAUCUUCCUCCUCGACCGCAGUGGAUCAAUGGACUUGGGUACACCCUGGAGCAAGAGAACCAACAUGUCGACUUUAAGAGACUCGAUGCCGCUCUCCCUUGCUAGCUUACCAACGACAUGUCAUCUUAAUAUUGUGUCGUUCGGACAUAACGCCGAGUUCCUGUGGGAAAGAUCGCAGCCGUACAAUCAGAACACCCUCGACGAUACCAGGAGUUAUGUCCGUGGCCUGGAAGCGAACUUGGGCGGCACAGAAUUGCUCCAUGCAUUGAGAAAAGUGGUCGAAUCGAGAAGGCACACAUCGUCAUCAACACAGAUCGUCAUUGUAACUGACGGAGAGAUCGCACCGGAGGAGGUCCUCACAUUUGUCUGGGAAACUCGCCAAAAGCUGGGGAAAAGUGGCAGGUCCUUCGUUCUGGGUAUUGGCGAGAGAGUUCCCCAUCGCAUCAUCAACAGGAUUAGCGAGCUUGGAGGAGGCUAUGGAGAGGUUAGCGACAUCGACGCCAACCCCGAGUGGACCAAUAGGCGCAGUCUCAUGCUUACAUAUGGACUCAUUCCCAAGACAUGGACCUGUGAGGUUAACCUGGGUCCUGGUUUUACCAGACAGGACCUCUACACCGAUGGAUUUAUGGAUAAGCAUACUGGAACGGAGGUCAAAGACGUUCGAGCUGCUUCUUUUGUUCAACCUCCUUUUCCAACGCCAUGCUUGAAUCCUUUUGCAUUCUCAUCAGUCUUCCUCUUGCUGGAUCUACGCUUAAGGGCCGCCUCAACUAAGGUCACAUUGAGGGCAGCCUCUCAUGGUGGAGACAUUGAGUUAAAGCAUAAGCUCAACAUCGACAAAACGUCGAAUGACACAUCUAAGGUCCAGCACCUUGCAGUCCGGGCAAGUCUACUUGGUUUGGAAGCUCAACUGAGCCACCGAGUUGCAAACCGAGUUCAGGAAGACACUGCCAAGAUGAACGCUGUGUUACUUGGGAACAAGUUCAAAGUCGCGAGCCGAUGGACAAGUCUUGUUGCUUUUCAGGGCUCAGAGGAAAUGGCCGAUUAGGUCGAGCUAAACAAAGCGAAUAUCAUUCAAGGAGCAGUGAAUGAUUCACUUGAGCGCAUCGUGGCAAGCCGCAAGUACACAACCGGACACUCCGUACGGUCCCAUCAAGAUGUUUUGGUCAAUCACGAGGAUUGCCGAAACACUCAUGGUUGUCUACCUUUUGCGUACAUACUUAGCGCAGAAGCGCGAGGUUUGGAGAAUGAUGGCCUCCAAAGCCAUAUCAGCGGUGCCCGCGAUACUAAGGUCAAUGAAUGAAGACGAAGUGAAAAAGCCGGGGUCGCUGUAAAGAUUCCUUGUCGCUUCUUCCAUGCAUUCGUAUGAUGGGAAGUGCGCAGAGUUCAAUACGAUGGUGAGCGGUUUGCAGGUCUGUCCCUUUUGGCUAGCAGACGAACGUUGUACGAAGUGCCCUUACAGUCGUAAGAAAGGGCAGUCCGAGGGUACAGGCUAUGGAACAAGCAGUGGUGGUCCCGAUGGAGC
Molecule: messenger RNA, 2164 nt
Organism: Colletotrichum godetiae
Lineage: Eukaryota; Fungi; Ascomycota; Sordariomycetes; Glomerellales; Glomerellaceae
Product: von Willebrand factor type A domain-containing protein
Exons: 1
Coding region: 212-1687 (491 amino acids)
Source: RefSeq, a predicted model, not a curated record